Messenger RNA from Bursaphelenchus xylophilus (pine wood nematode), 1116 nucleotides. The record is from the annotation of a GenBank genome assembly. Lineage: Eukaryota; Metazoa; Nematoda; Chromadorea; Rhabditida; Aphelenchoididae.
AUGAGCUCGAUUCAAGACUUUGAGAAGAAUCUGACUCCCGUCAGCGACGAGGUCUUCAACGCUGCCGUUGAAUUGGUGCAAAACAUGCCCAAGGAUGGUAAAGAUUAUCUGAUUGGAUUUCUAAAAUGAUCGAUAAUGAACGCAUUUGUUUUAGGCGAUGUUGUCUUAUCAAACGAAGAAAAGUUAUCGUUCUAUGGACUCUUCAAACAAGCGACUCUUGGACAAUGCAGAUCAUCUAGCCCCGGAAUAUGGCAUGUCGUGGAACGCUACAAGUGGUAUGCCUGUUUAAGAAAUAAUUGCAAUGUUCUUUGUACUCAUUGUUAUUUAUAACUUAUUUGUUAUUCCCUAACUUUUAGGGAUGCCUGGUCAGCAUUGGGAAGUCUGGAACCCAGCAAAGCCAAGUCAAUUUAUGUACAUAACCUCCAGAAUGUAAUGGAUAAAGUGUUGGAAAAUAGAACGGUGCAUGAAUUGUUAUCUGACCCAAGAUGGCUUCAUAUUCGACCAAUUGUUGAACCCAAGUUUAAGAUCCUUGGCAGGACGAUUGACGGGCCUGGCGGAGCCGAUAGUUCAAGCAAGCCAUGCUCAUCUUCCAAUGGUAUCAAAAUAUUUUAAUUACGAAGUAAUUUCAGUAGGGGAAGAGUCUGUGACGGAGAGUGCCUACUCGGAGGCCUUAAUCUCAAAUCCGGGAAGUAAUGUUGUCAGUGACGAUGAAUACGUGGAUGCUCGUGGAGAAUCACCAGUCGUUGUUACGCGAUCGGAAUUGAGGUAUAUUUGAUUAUUUUUGUAUCCAAAGUGGUCUUCUUUACAGUCACUCACCCUUGAGUAGCGGUGCGGCUCCAGAGGAUCCAAUGAGCAGAAGUUUGACUUCAGAUCUUCUGAAUUCCUUCCAAAUGACAACAAAUCUAAUUACUCAGCAGAUCCAGACUUUGAAUUCUGCCUUUAAUCAGCAGAACAAGGUACUUCAGAGAUUGUUUGACAAACUGGUGGGUACUCUAACGAAACUAUAUUCCUUUCCAGAACCACUAUCGAAUCAUCACUUGGCCUUUAUUUAUUUUCCUUUUAAUCUGGCCAGUUCUUGUCCAAAUGUUCAUCAGAUAUAUGUUCAGAUCGAAGUAA